CACAGUUGAUAAUAAAAGAGGAUGAAGUAGAAGAUUCCAAGCAGUUUGGCGCUAUUAGCAAAAAUCGAACAAUUAUUUUUAAGCAGCGAAAGAAAACACAGAAGAGCAAGAUGUUGUGACAACACAUUUACAAUCUGCGAGCAUCAUGUAUGUGAGCUCUCUCUUGGAUAAAGAGACCAGCAUGUAUCCAGGACCUGCAAGGUGCAGCAACAACAACCUGCCAGUGCAGAACUUUGUGCCUGCUCCCCCCUACUCAGACUACAUGGGGUAUCACCACGUGCCAGCUCCAGACAGCCACGGACAGCCCGCAGGAGCCUGGGGACCCCACUACGGCCCCCAGAGGGAGGACUGGAACGCUUACGGCCCGUGCCCAGGGCCCUCCGGCACUGCUGCUGCCGCACAGCUCAGCGGCUCGUCUCCUGGGCAGGGCUCCUACAGCCCAGCUGAGUACAGCUCCCUCCAUCCCGCUGCACCCGGGGGGUUACCUCCUGCAGGUACCGUUAGUGCACAGCAGGUCUCCCCCACCAGCCAAAGGCACAGCUCUUACGAAUGGAUGAGGAAAACGGUGCAAAAUAACACAACUGGUAAAACAAGAACAAAAGAGAAGUACCGGGUUGUUUACACAGACCAUCAGAGACUAGAAUUAGAGAAGGAAUUUCACUGCAACAGAUAUAUUACAAUAAGGAGAAAAUCAGAACUUGCAGCAAACCUUGGACUAUCUGAAAGACAGGUGAAAAUCUGGUUCCAGAAUCGCCGAGCCAAAGAAAGAAAAAUAAUCAAGAAGAAAAUCUCUCAGUUUGAUGGCAGUGGGGGCUCAGUUCAGAGCGACUCUGGUUCACUCAGCCCAAAUGAAAUAACAAGUUCCCUGUUCCCACCGCCGCAUGGAAUAAAUGUAUUACAGUCUACUGACAUUCAUCAGGUCAUAGUUUCAGAAUGAACGGUGAGGGGAAAAGAAAAAAAGAAAGAGGUGUUUUUUUUUUUUUUUUUAAACUCCCUCUCUUGAAAACUCAACUUUGCAAAGGACCAUUCUUAUUUAACUACCUUCAGAGUACUUAUUUCUGUGUAGAGGACCUGAUACUAUUACCAAAAUAUUUCAA
Molecule: messenger RNA, 1097 nt
Organism: Numida meleagris (helmeted guineafowl)
Lineage: Eukaryota; Metazoa; Chordata; Aves; Galliformes; Numididae
Product: homeobox protein CDX-4-like
Exons: 3
Coding region: 146-937 (263 amino acids)
Biological process (GO): anterior/posterior axis specification; regulation of transcription by RNA polymerase II; animal organ morphogenesis
Cellular component (GO): nucleus
Molecular function (GO): DNA-binding transcription factor activity, RNA polymerase II-specific; RNA polymerase II transcription regulatory region sequence-specific DNA binding
Source: RefSeq, a predicted model, not a curated record